Molecule: messenger RNA, 5973 nt
Organism: Closterium sp. Yama58-4
Lineage: Eukaryota; Viridiplantae; Streptophyta; Zygnematophyceae; Desmidiales; Closteriaceae
Source: the annotation of a GenBank genome assembly
AUGUGCGAAUGCGAUGCGAUGGGACUAGGGAAGGAGACCUCAAGAGUGGGGGCGCACCAAGCGGUGUCAGCAUGUGUGGCGUGCGCGCUCCUCGCCCUACUCUGCGCGGCCCUGCAGGCCCUCCUCGCGGGUCCCGCCUUCCUGCUCUCUUCACUCUCAGCGGCGCUGCUGCCAGCAGUGCCGCCUGCCUCGCUGCACCUCGUGCUCGCUGCCAUCGGCGCCCUCGCCCUGCCCCACCGCUUUCUCCUGCUCUCCGCGCUCGUGCUGCAGGGCGCAGGGGAAGACGGGGGAGGGGCAGGCGGGCAGGAGGAUGGGGAGGGGUUUGAAGGGGUUGAAGGGGGCGGGGAGGGGCGGGUGGUGCGGCUGUGGGGCGUGUACCGGCUGGUAGAGCAGGUGGUGAACAGCAACGUGGCUCCCACCUUCGCCUCCCUCGCCCUCCUCGCCUCCUUCCACCUCUCCACCCCCACAAGCGCCUAUGCAGGCCAGCUCUCCGCCCACACCUUCGCCCACCUGCACCUGCGCCCCUGGCAGCGCUUCCUCCUCACCCGCGCCCUCACCCUCCCACUCCUGCUCCUCCUCUCCCUCACCCUCGGCGACGCCGCCACGCUCGCCCUCCUCUCGCACUCGCAGCUCCUCCUGGCGCUCCUGCUGCCCCUGGCGGCCGUCCCCCUGGUGCGCCUGGCGGCGUCCCCCGCGCUCAUGGGGCGCCACCGCGUGGGCCCCGCGCUGGAGCUGGUCAGCUGGGCGGCGUGCCUCUCCGCGUGCGCGCUCUCUGUCUGGUUCCUGGGGGACGCGCUCCUGCGCUUUGCCACUGCAGAGGCAGCCGCAGGGGGCGCGGAUGGGGAUGAUAUCGGGGGAAUGGGGCUGUGGGAGUGGGUGCUGGCGGGGGAGUAUCUGUCCGGGGGGGGAGGGGGGGAGGAUGAUGGGGAGGGGCUGGCUGUGGGGCUGUCGCCGUCCGCGGUGUGGCGCAACGUUCGGCAGCUAGUGGCGGUAUUUGGGGGGACGGCGCUGGUGGGCGGCAUGCUGGGCGGGCUGCUUUGGCUCAUGCUGCUGCCCCUGCGGUCGGAGGACGAGCAGCAGCGUCGCCUGCUGCUCUCCCACUCCGCCUCCGCCUCCCUCUCCGCGCCCUCCCCCUCCCCCGCCUCCGCCCCCACCUCUCUCCACCGCCCCGGCCCCCUGCCACUGGCGGCAGCGCAGGACAGGCGCGGGGGGGAGGCGCGGUGGGGUUCCGAGAGGGAGGGGAGGGCGGGCGGGGGGGGGACAUGGGAGUUACCCCGCCCGUCCGCGUCCCCUGUGUCUGGUCCGCUGCCUGUGCUGUUGUCUGGCGCGGAGAGGGCGGGGGAGAAGGGGGAGGGCGCGGAGGGGGGGUCGUGGAACAGUGCACUGAGGAGGAGCGUGGGGGCGCAGCCGCAGUGGCAGCACGGGGCGGACAGGCGGGAGGUGGGGGAGGGCGUGAGGGGUACGGUAUCAGAGGGGGUGAGUGGGUAUGGUAGCGGUGGCAGUGGUGCGGGUGUGAGUGGAGAGCGUGGGGAAGGCAUGCGAGUGCAGCGAGCAGCGUCGGUGUCAGGGUAUGUGGCGGAGAGGGAGGUGGGCGCGGGUGUGGGCGUGCAGGGGGGGAGUGGCAGGGAGGGGGAGAGGGGCAGGCAGGGGGCGGGGAGAGGCAGCAUGCUUUCAGCGGCAGGUGGCGAGGGGUGGCAGGCGAGGGAGGUGGGGGCGCAGGCAGAAGCAGGCCGGCUGGGUGGGGAGGAGCGUGCUGUCUCCGUGCGUGCUGUGGCAGCCGCAGCAACGGCCACCGCAGCAGCCGCGGGUGCAGCAGCAGCAGCAGCGGGUGCAGCAGCAUCAGCAGCAGCAGGCGCUGCUACUGGCGUGGCAGCUGCAGUAAUAGUAGGUGGGAAGGCAGGGGAGGAGAGAAGUGGCGGGGUCGAGGAGGGUAUGGGUGGGGGAGAGGCGGUGCCGGUGUCUGGGGUGGGGGGUGAGGAGCGUGUGGGCGACCGUGAGCUGCUGCCUGCCCCUGCACCAGUUGCACUGCCACUGGUUGCACCUGCACUGGUUUCACCCGCACCAGUUUCAUCCGCUGACAAGGUUUCACCUGUUGAGAAGGAUUCAUCUGGUGAAACAGUCUCAGCAAGUGACAGGGUUUCGUUGAUUUCGCCUGCUGGGAAGGUUCCAAGUGACCUGGAUGGUGGGUUGAUGAGCGGGGAAGAAAGCAGGGAGGGGAUGACGUUAGGAGAAGGUGGGAAGACGGGCAAUGGAGGAGAGGAAGCAGCGGAGAAGGAGAGGGGCGAGGAUGGGAAGAAUGGUGGCGAGGGGAGCGGAGGCGACGAGGAGGAGGAGGAAGAGGGGGAGAUUCCUUUUAAUCGAGCAGUCACUCUGGCGGAUGGCGUGGGCAGGGCGGUAGAUGGCACUGGCGUGGGGGCUGGGCAGGGCGGUAGUGGCAGGGGAGCAGGGGAGACUGUGGGGGACGCAGCGGGGCAUGGGGAGACGGGCGGGCAUGGGGAGAUGGGUAAAGAGCAGAUGGGCAGGGAGCGUGGGGAGGAGGCGAGUGGCGCGGGCGUUGUGGGGACGGAGCGGGUGAGUGAGGGGUUGAGCGUGGUGGAAGGAGGUGCGGAGGAAGGCUGUGUGGCGCAGGGUGGGGAGGGAGGGGAAGGAGAGGAAGGACGGGAAAAAGGAGGGGGAGAGGAAAGAGGAGAGGGAGGGGGGGAGAGAGAGGAGAGUGGGCAAGGCAGAGAAGCAGGUAAGGAGGCGAGAGAGAAAGGUAGUGAGGAGGCUAAUGGGGAGGAGAAGAACGGGAGUGUUGAGGCAUUGGGGGCGAUUGGCGAGGCAAUGGAGGAGGGCGAUGGGGGCAUGGAGGGGAAGGGGGGGACGGGAGAGGAGGGGGAGAGGGAGGAGAAGGACGAGGGUAUAGAGGAGGUGAGAGGUAAAGAGGGAAGGGAAACGGAGAGGAAGGAGGAAGCAGAGGUGGAAGUGGGUGGGAAACAGCGAGGGGGAGGCAAAGAGGUGGAGGGAGGUGGGGGGGAGGAGGUGGAGACACAGGAGCCCAUGGACGUUGGGGAAGCGGGGGGGGCAGAUGAGGAUGCUGGGGCUGGCAGGCUAGAUGGCCAGCAGGAUGGGAAAAACGGAAAGCAUGCAGAGGGUGGGGACGAAGGGGAGGACGGGAAGGAAGGAAAGGACAGGGAAGGUGGAGAGGAUGGGGCAGUGGAGCAGCAAGGAGAAGGCGUGGAAGAGGGGCGAGGGCAACCUAAACUGGAUGGGCAGGCAGAGGCGGCAGGUGGGGGGGCGGGAAGGGUGCCCAUGGAACCAGUCGCGCACUCCCAUCCGGCCGCCAUGGGCGGAGAGGAAGCGCGUGCUGGGGAAGGGGGGAUGGGCGCGGGUGAUGGUGGUGGUGGCGACAGUGGCAUGGGGGAGCAGGCGGAGGGCUCUGUUGUGGCCGCGGGGAAGGGGGAGAGGCGGGCAGAGAGGGAGGCAUUGGGGGAGGGGGUGGAGGGUGAGGGCGCAGGGGAGGCGAAGAGGCACAGGGUGGAGGGAGGCGGUGGGGGAGAGGCGGAGGGCAAGGCGCAGACGGAGGGAAGGGCGGGAGCGGGGGGAGGUGCCGCAGCGGAAGCAGUGGCAGAUGGGGAAGCAGGGGCAGGGGCGGAGGGAGGGGCAGGGGAGAUGGAGGUAGAGGAGCAGGAGAAGCGUGUGGUGGCCGUGGGAGGAGUGGUGGCACUGGGAGGAGAGGUGGGACGGAGUGGAGGUGAGGGGGGUGCGGUUGCCGUUCCCUCUGCUGCUGCAGCACCCACGCCACCAGUCGUGGCAGCAUCAGCAGCAGCACCAGCAGCAGCGGCAGCAGCAGCAGAAGCAGCAGCAGCAGCAACGGUUGCAGCAGGUGUGGCGGGUGGGAGGACAGAUGCAAACAAACCGCAGCAGCAGCAGAAUCACAGCCAUCCCCAGCAGCAGCAGCAGCAGUCCCACCUGGCCCGAUCAGCCCUGUCCAAGUCCCCACCUCUGCCCGAUUCUGGCCCACUCCUCCCCGCCCCUAUGCCCCGCACGCCCUCCCCCCCGUCCGCCCAGGCACCGCCCUUCACUGGCGCACGAAGCAGCGUGGGCAGCCCCUGCGGGUCUGGAUCCCUCUCUGACCUUCUGCACCACUCCCAACCGCGCCACCACUCCUCACUGCUCUCUUCCGCUGCCGCUGCUGCUGCAGCAGCGGGCAGGGGCAGUGACGGCGAUGGGCUGGGCGCUCUGCCUGCUGGGAUUGGGGCGGGUGGCAUGGGUGGCAGCGGCAGCAUGGGUGGCAGCGGCAGCGGCAGCCUGUCACGCGUGUCUGGGCUGGGCAGGGGCGCGCGCAGGCAGUUUGCCGCCAUUCUGGACGAGUUCUGGGGCGGGCUCUUUGACCUGCAUGGCCAGCCCGUUCCCCUGCCCGCUGCCCGCCCCCCUGGGGGGAGUAGCAAGGCGGGGGGGAAGGGGGGAGGGGAUGGGGGGAAGGGGAAGAGAGGUGGGGCGGAUGGGAGUGGAGGUGGGGGAGGGGCAGGCGUGGGCGCUGGUGCACGCUCCAGCAUGCUUGGGGCUGCUGCUACUUCCACUGCUGUCAGCGGUGCAAGCAGUGCUGGCAGUGCCGGUGGCUAUGGUGGUGGUGGUGGUGGUGGUACAGCAGCAGGUGCGGCAGCAGCAGCAGGAGGAGGGGGUGCAGCAGGCAAUGCAGCCAACGGAGCACAUGCCUUCCCACCCGCCCUGCCCCCAGAGGACCAUCUCUUCUCCCCUGAUCCCCUCCCCGACCCCCUCUCUCUCCCCAACCCCCUCGCCCUCACCGCCCACCGCUGCUCUUCCUUCGACGCCUCCUCCCCCCCGCCCCCCCUCCACGACCCCUUCCUCUCCCGCGACCCCUUCUCCUCCCGCUCCUCGCUCUCCCGCCCUCCCCCCUCCAUGUCCCCCCUCCUCUCCUCCGCCUCCUCCGCCGCCCACCCCUCCCCCUCUGCGCGUCAGUACAGCACACUGGCGCAUCUCCCCAAGUUCUCCGACCUGCCCCCCCAGCAGCAGCACUCUCUACUCGCCGCACCCCCCUUCCUCCCCUCACUCUCCGCCCUCUCCGCCUCUCCCGCCCCCGGCGCCCCUCACAGGGAGGUGGAGGGGCCUAGCCGCUCCACCCCCAACCUGUACGCGGAUCUGCUGGCGCAGGGCUAUGGGGGGGGCGGGGGAGGGGGAGGCGGAAUGGGGCUGGGGGGAGGGCGGGGGGCGUUUGGUGCGGUUGGGUCGCCGGCUAUGGGUGUGGGUGGGCUGUCUGGUGGUGCUGGGCUGCUGGGUGCUGCCGGCGCAGGGGGGCAGGGAGGGGGGGGGAAGGAGGGGGAGAUGGAGCUGCCGCCGUCGAUAUGGGGGUGUGGAGGGCAGUGUGUGUGGGGGCCGCUGCUGGUGGUGUCUUUUGGAGUGUGGUGUGUGCAUCGCGUGCUUGAGCUGUCUCAGUUGGAGAGCCGCCCAGAGCUGUGGGGCAAAUACACCUACGUGCUCAACCGCCUGCAGGGCAUAUUGGACCCAGCCUUCUUCCGCCCGCGCACCACCCCGCGCCUCUGCCAGUGCUACGGCGACCGGGCCUGUCUCCCAGCCCUCUCCGCGCAGCCCAUCUUCCACGGCGCGCUGCUCUCCGCCAUGCUCGGCUCCCAGCUGCCCCUCGCCAACCCCUCCUGGCCCCUCGGCGCUCACCCCGGCCAGCCCAAGCCAGCGACCCCAGCUCUGUUCUUAGAGCGGAUCAGGGAGGUGGAGGUGGCGGUGGGGGCGCGGAAGGGACGCACCGGCACGGCGGCGGGGGACGUGGCGUUCCCCAAGGGGAAAGAGAAUUUGGCGUCCGUGCUUAAGAGGGAGGUGGAGGUGGUGGUGGGGGCGCGGAAGGGGCGCACGGGCACGGCGGCGGGGGACGUGGCGUUCCCCAAGGGCAAGGAGAACCUGGCUUCCGUGCUCAAGCGCUAUAAGCGCAGGCUGGGGGGAGGCGAUGGUGAGGUGUAG